Molecule: messenger RNA, 1362 nt
Organism: Acanthopagrus latus (yellowfin seabream)
Lineage: Eukaryota; Metazoa; Chordata; Actinopteri; Spariformes; Sparidae
Gene: bod1
Product: biorientation of chromosomes in cell division 1
Exons: 4
Coding region: 144-626 (160 amino acids)
Source: RefSeq, a predicted model, not a curated record
UAUGAACGAUCACUCCGCCCGCCAGUCUGGUAAAGACAGCCAAGUUGACCGCAUGUUUUGUGGGAAAACAACCGCCGACAGCUCAGCUAGCUAGCUCUCGAUGAAGCUAACAGGUAAAUAGCUAGUAUUUUCUUCGGUUUGGCAUGGCGGAGGGUAGCGGUAACGUUAAUGUCGGCCCGGCCAGCCUUCCUCCAGGAGACCCGCAGCUUAUCGCUAUGAUUGUGGAGCAUCUGAAGAACCGGGGGCUAUUUGACGAGUUCCGUCGGGACUGUCUAGCCGAUGUUGAUACGAAGCCUGCUUAUCAGAACCUGCGACAGAAAGUUGACAACUUUGUCACGUCGCAGCUGAGCACUCAGGACUGGAACCCGUCCAUCAACAAGAACCAGAUGAGGAACGGACUCAGGCAAAGUGUUGUUCAAUCGGGUAUGCUGGAGUCUGGUGUGGACAGGAUCAUCACUCAGGUCGUGGACCCCAAGAUGAACCACACUUUCCGACCACACAUAGAAACUGCCAUCCAUGAUUUCUUGUCAGGUGAAGACAGGAAGGAGGAGAACGCUUCGAGUUGUAACUCUGAGCAGACAGAACCACAGGAGGCCCCGUCUGUGUCUGGGCCCAAAACCCCCUGAGAUUCACCUGCUGGUACUUGCUGGUCUUCACAUAAUGUUGUAUGACCGUGUUAGCUGUGUGAAAGGUGCAGCAUCAGACAGGAGGAGGAGAGAGAAGAAGAAGAAGAGAAGGAGGAGGAAGAGGGGAAGAGGUUAUUUCCUGAUAUAACUCUGAUUAACAGACCAGGCUCAGGAGUUUCUGGAAUCAAAAGUUCAGCAUGAGAUGUUUGUCACCGCCCGUCUGUGCUGCACGAGGCUACUACUGGUGAUUGGACAAUGCAAAGUUGUGGACUGUCACUAAGCUGCACAGCGCUGCCUUUCAGAAGAACAUGACACAAACCUGGAUUAUUAGUUUUGAACACUUUUUUUUCCUUUUUUUUUGAACGUGUGAUUUCAGAUAGAUUUCUGUCCGUCUUAUGUUGAGUGCAGAAUUCUCACUCAGUUGUGUGUACAGAUAUUUUCUUCUAACAAUAUGUUAAACUUUGCAAACUCUGUCUUCAGGGAUUCAAAAGGUUGAUUGAUUUCCAGUUGGAGGAAUAGAGGUUUUCAUAGACUCACAUGACGUAUGAAAGUGUUUCUGCUACGUCUUGAGAGCUCUCCAAUUUUUGAAAAAACCUGUAUGUAAAAAUAUUUUGUUUGGUACUUUGAGGUCCUUGUUUUUCAUCACAGCAGGUUGAACUUCUUUUUGGUGCAUGAACAUGUAUGUAGUAAUGAUUGAACCUCACAUCUGCUUUACUAAACACAGUUGACAUCACAA